AUGAUUUUGCUGCUUUCGUGCCAAACUGUAACUUCACAAAAAAAUAACUUUCCUAGUUUAUCAGCAAUAUCUUCCAACAUCAACAAUGAUGACUUGCUUGUUUACUGUCAAUACUUGGAAAAUAUUCACGCUUACUUUAAAGAACAAUUCCAGGACAUUUUGAGUAUAAUAGCCUGGGUGUUAGAUCCUUUUUCAAAUGUCGACACAGCAGGAUCAUCCCAGUUGGAAGAAGAACUUAUAGAACUAACAACAAACGAGGAAUUAAAAAAUAAAUUUAAAAAUGCUUUACACGAAUUUUGGUUGCAGAAUCUAAUCACACAACUGUAUCCUGGAUUAUGGUCGACGGUUCAACGAUUCCUAAUAUCAUUCUCAUCAUCAUAUUUAUCUCAGCGUGGAUUUAGUGCAGUAACGACCCUGCUAACUAAGAAGAGAAAUUGGCUGCAUAUUACUGAACGUGGAGACUUAAGUAAGCCGCACAUUGAGACGCAGAUGAUGCAGACGAUGCAGUUUAGGGUAGGUUACACAGUUCAGGAAAAAAUACGUAUCACGCAGUAUGAGCGCAUAUUUGAGAGAAGCUCUGGCAAUUCUUGUUUUGUCGUACGAGUGCAAAUAGCAAAUAAUAUUAUUUGGACAUACAAAGAGCUUUUUCUGAUUGGAUCAUGA
Psylliodes chrysocephalus is the source of this 663-nucleotide messenger RNA. The record is from the annotation of a GenBank genome assembly. Lineage: Eukaryota; Metazoa; Arthropoda; Insecta; Coleoptera; Chrysomelidae.